ACAUCCAGUGUUUGAGCGCGCGAGGAGAUGACCUGUACACUAACGUCACCAUCUCCCUGGUGGAGGCUCUCGUUGGCUUUGAGAUGGACAUCACACACCUGGACGGCCAUAAGGUCCACAUUGUGAGGGACAAGAUCACUAAGCCUGGUGCUCGGGUGUGGAAGAAAGGAGAAGGCCUGCCCAACUUCGACAACAACAACAUCCGUGGCUCUCUCAUUGUCUCCUUCGACGUUGAGUUCCCAGAGACACAGCUGAAUGACAAUCAGAAAGAGGGAGUGAGGGCGAUUCUGAAGCAGGCAUCGGUACAGAAGGUUUACAACGGACUACAGGGAUACUGACACACCAACAGACAGAAUCUGGACUGAGUGCUGUGCUACAAAACACACAAAGGAACAAGCACAGGGGUGUAUUUAUUUUCAGAUUGUUCUCAGGAUGGGUUAACUUGAUUUGGUUUUUUUUUAAUAUUCUACAUUCUGAAGGUGACUUGACAUUGUCUAUUUUCUUUUAAAGAAGUCCUUGUUAUAUUUCACAUUGACGGGGUGAAACUACACCGUAUUUAUACUUUUAAUUUUCUUGCCCUCGUCCAAAUUUUUACUACCACCAUUUCUUUGUCACUCAUUUUACGUUGUCUUUUUUAAUUCACCUUCAAUUUCAACUACUGUCAUCCAAUGUGAACCACUAUCACAGACAUGUUUGAUUAUCAAAGCCCACUAUCUGAUGUUAAACCUUUAUCACACCUGACGGGACACUAAAAGAGGAGCUGGACUGAGGCAAAGGACUCUGAAAUCAAAGGACCAUUUCAUGGCCCUCAGCAAGACUGGAAUACUAUUCGCCUCCCUGUUGUUCUGAUAACUUUUACAGAUGUAAUACUGUACUAGGGAAUUUCAUCUUGAGUGAUUUUGACUCCUCUGACACCUUAAACAAUUCUGUCAUUUAUAGGUUUUCGGUCAUAUAUGUUUUCAGUAAUAUCUCAAAACACUUUGUAAAUAGGAAAGAAACUACAUAUUGUUAUU
Oncorhynchus kisutch (coho salmon) is the source of this 1013-nucleotide messenger RNA. Its product is annotated as dnaJ homolog subfamily B member 11-like. The annotation marks the transcript as partial. Gene Ontology annotation, biological process: protein folding; protein maturation. The transcript has 3 exons. Gene Ontology annotation, cellular component: endoplasmic reticulum. NCBI's taxonomy places the organism in Eukaryota, Metazoa, Chordata, Actinopteri, Salmoniformes, Salmonidae. Gene Ontology annotation, molecular function: misfolded protein binding. The record is from RefSeq and is a predicted model, not a curated record.